Molecule: messenger RNA, 3521 nt
Organism: Dromiciops gliroides (monito del monte)
Lineage: Eukaryota; Metazoa; Chordata; Mammalia; Microbiotheria; Microbiotheriidae
Gene: MFSD11
Product: major facilitator superfamily domain containing 11
Exons: 13
Coding region: 305-1843 (512 amino acids)
Source: RefSeq, a predicted model, not a curated record
CGCUCUGGCGGAGGCCCCAGCCCUUUCAAUUGUCCUAUGGGCCCGCCGCCCCAUUAGACCGCCCCCCUUCAGCUCCAGCCCUCCGGUGCCCCCGCCAGAUCCACGCCUACUCGCGUCCACAGCCAGGGAGUGGGUGUGCCCGCCCCGGCCUAGCCCGCUCACCUCAGGGACUACAUUUCCCAGCUGCCCCAGCGCGUCCCGACCCGUGCCCCAUCAGCUGACGGAGUCGCCUGACUCGAGCGGCACUCCCCGGCCCGGGCAGGGUCCCCAGUCACACCCGCUGCCCACCAGAGUCCGGCGGGGAAUGAGUGUCCUGUCUGCACGUGCGGAAGGAACCUUCGUCCCAGCCCUGGAAGGGGUCAGCCCCGCUGCCUCCACCCUUCCUGUGACUGACUACCAGCCCUGGCGCCCACCCCCUUCUUUAGUCUCUGAUCGCUUAUCUCCCCAGGGAUCUCGAGCGGGGGGUCAGUGCUGCAGCGAGAGCGGAGGCAAAAUGUCCCCGGAAUCCAAAAAGCUGUUCAACAUCGUUAUUUUAGGCGUUGCCUUUAUGUUUAUGUUCACUGCCUUUCAAACUUGUGGAAAUGUGGCGCAAACUGUUAUCAGAAGCUUAAAUAGCACAGAUUUUCAUGGCAGUGGAUAUACCAGCAUGGCAAUUAUUUAUGGAGUGCUGUCUGCUUCAAAUUUGAUUACACCUUCAGUUGUAGCCAUAGUGGGACCUCAGCUAUCUAUGUUUGCUAGUGGUUUAUUUUAUAGCAUAUACAUUGCCGUUUUUAUCCAGCCUUUCACAUGGUCCUUCUACACAGCAUCUGUUUUCAUUGGGAUUGCAGCUGCUGUACUUUGGACAGCACAAGGAAAUUGCCUUACAAUAAAUUCAGAUGAAAAUACUAUUGGAAGAAACAGUGGAAUUUUCUGGGCACUCCUGCAGUCCAGCAUGUUUUUUGGAAAUCUUUAUAUUUAUUUGGCUUGGCAAGGAAAAACUCAAAUAUCAGAGAAUGACCGAAGAACAGUUUUUAUUGCUCUGACGGUGAUUAGCCUUGUGGGGACAGUUCUUUUCUUUCUCAUUAGGAAACCAGACCCUGAUAAUGUAUUGGGAGAUGAUGAGUCCUCUGAUAAUGAGAGUCUGGAAGUCAACAUGUCUAUCCAGAACAACAUGACAAAGGCAGUAGAUGCAUUUAAAAAAUCUCUUACAUUAUGUGUCACCAAAGAAAUCCUGUUUCUCAGUGUUACAACUGCCUAUACAGGCUUGGAAUUAACCUUCUUCUCUGGUGUAUAUGGAACCUGUAUUGGUGCUGUAAAUCAGUUUGGCACAGAAGAAAAAAGCCUUAUUGGACUUUCUGGCAUUUUCAUCGGCAUUGGAGAAAUUUUAGGUGGAAGUCUCUUUGGCUUAUUAAGCAAGAACAGUCGUUUGGGCAGGAACCCAGUUGUGCUGUUGGGCAUUUUUGUGCAUUUUGUAGCUUUUUAUUUAAUUUUUCUUAACAUUCCCAGUGAUGCCCCAGUUGCUCCUAUUGAAGGAACUGAUAGCAAUGCUUAUAUCAAUUCAAGCAAAGAGAUUGCCCUACUUUGCAGCUUUCUGUUGGGUCUUGGAGACAGCUGCUUUAACACCCAACUAAUUAGCAUUUUGGGUUUCCUUUAUUCAGAAGAUAGUGCACCUGCCUUUGCAAUAUUCAAGUUUGUUCAGUCCAUCUGUGCAGCAGUGGCAUUUUUCUAUAGCAACUACCUUCUACUUCAUUGGCAACUUCUGGUCAUGGUGAUAUUUGGCUUUUUUGGAACUCUUUCCUUCUUCACUGUGGAAUGGGAAGCAGCUGAUUUUGUAGCUCGAGGCUCGGAGUACAGAAGCAUUUGAUCUCACGUUUAAAGCAUUUUUGUUUAAAAAACUUGGCAAAGUGGGAAGAAAUUCAUGGUUGCAGAAUUUUGGAUGAAGAAGCCACAGUCAACUUAAACAGUAUAAUGGAUGGUGUCAACCAGUAUGGAAAAAAGGACUCUCAGCCAAAGUUGGUCAAGUUUACAGACGUAGGAUAUUUAAAGGAUGAAAUAAUGAGACAUUAUUUGAACAGUUUUUGUUGGAUAUAAUUCUAUUUCACUCUUAUAGUUGGGUUAUAAAAUAUUAAUAUUGUUCCUCUCACUCCUGUUCUUAUUUGAGGAUCCAUCUUAGCUGUUGAAUUUGUAUCUUUUAAAGAUUCCUGCUGUGCAUGGAGUAUGUUUUUUUAUUAUGCAGUAUUGAAAAAUAGCUAUAACAUAUGGCCAUAUGUAUGUAAAAAUUAAAUUUAAAGUUUAUGGGACAGGCUCAAAUGUAAAUCUCAACUUUCAAAAGCUUUAUACUUUAACUUCUAUUAAACAUUUUGCUCACUAAUCCCUUUUUCAAAUUACAGUUUAUAGUUGAGGCUUAACUUUAAAAAUCAAAGCAAAGGAAAAUUAUUACAAAGUUACAGAUUGUAAGGAGGCUUUAAAAAAUGUUAAGCUAAGUGAUAUAAUGAACAAAAACAUAGCAGCUAAGCUAGAAGCUUGCCUAUAGUUCUCCUGGAAGAUGUUAUACAAAAUGUCCAUUAUGUGCUAGUAAAAUUAGUCCUCUAGUCCUAGAUUGCCAUGGUCAAUGAGAAAAAUAACUUAUUCAAAAUUAUUCCUUAUUUUCUUCAAUUAAAAUGGCAGCGAUGUCCACAGGUCUUUGAGAGAGUAAUUUCAAUAUUGAGGGAGGUGCUUAAGUGGAAAUCUUAACUGUCUCCCCAUAUUUAUUUUUAAAUAGAAUAUUUAAUGUUCAGAUUGAUAAUUUUUAUUGUGAAGUUAUCAGCCACAGGCAGGAAGGCAGAGGUGGGGAAAACCUGCAUUUAAUUAGGAUUUAAAAUUCAAAUAUUUUAAAGUAUGUACUAUAUUUAAGGCACUAGUAAACACUAGAAUCAGGAAAAUUGAUUUAAAAGUACUGAAUUAUCCCUUUUUUGCUAUAUUAAUAAGUCUGUAAAAGUCUCUAUGGCCUCUUACUGGAUUAGAUUAAGUACAAUUAACAAACAUAAAGGAUGUUAAUAAUUGCUAAGUGCAGUUUCAGAGGUAGCAUGAAAUAAGAUACACUGACCAUGUUGUUAUUUACCUAGGUCUUAAAGUUAUCUAUAAUUAAGAUAAAAAAUGUCUCCAAUAUAUUUCCUCAGACCACUUAAUGUCCCAGACCUUUCCCUUGUCCUUUUGUUUCCAGUGAUUCUUCACAGCUCUAGAAUAAAAAUGCUGAGUAGCAUUUUUAUGAAAUUUGGGGGAAUAUGAUUCAACCAAGAUAUUAUAGUAUUCCAUCAUCAUCUAUAGAUUGCUAGUAGUGUUGUUAAGAAAGGAAUAAAAGUGAAGGUAUUUAACUGAAUUUAUUAGAAACUUGAGUUUUCCCUGACUGCCAUUGAUGUAAUUUUGUACUUAGUUUUCAAAUCUGUAAAUGAGGAUAGUGACCUUAAAGAUUUGCACAAUGGAUCUUUGGAUGAGAGGUGGGGAUUACUACUAUUUAAAUUUUAGUUAAAUAUGAAGUAUGGUUAAUAAAGUAUUGAAAAAGC